Helobdella robusta is the source of this 435-nucleotide messenger RNA. RefSeq lists its product as hypothetical. Bases 1 to 435 code for a protein of 144 amino acids. The record is from RefSeq and is a predicted model, not a curated record. The transcript has 3 exons. Lineage: Eukaryota; Metazoa; Annelida; Clitellata; Rhynchobdellida; Glossiphoniidae.
AUGGGUGCUUCAUACAGAUGCAAUACAACAAUAUCAAGCAACGAACACAUAGACAACAACGACGUAAAGUUAAACAGGCAGUUAAACAAAACGCCAAUAAUAAGGCAUAGCUGUAACAUCCACAGCAACAGCAACUGCUGCAACAUCAACAAAAGCAGUAGCAACAGCAGCUGCAAGCAACAUCAACAACAGCAGUUGCGACAUCAACAACAGCAGCUGCAACAUCAACAACAACAGCUGCAACAUCAACAACAGCAGCUGCAACGUCAACAACAUCAACAGCAACAAAUGGAUAGUGAUCUGGAAUUGAACAAAAAAGCAGGAGCAGCAGCAACAGGAGGAGGAGGAGGAAUAACAACCCCCCCGCCCCCCGUCAUCCCUGUUAAAGCAGAUAACGCUUAUCAUGGUCAGAUCAGAUUUCAAAAGAUGGAGUAA